ACCUAUUGCCCUCUUCUUCCUUUCAAAGUCCAAUCUCUCUCCUUUUCUCUCUCUCUCUCCCCUCUAUAUAUUUCUAUACAAAAAACCUAUAUCGCUCACUAGAAAGAACGCAACAAAAUAUCUAAUCAAAGCCAUGAUAAUUAGCCACCACUAUAGUUUGUAAAUUGAUUAUCCGCUCUCAAAUCUUUCCUCCAAAAAUAUAUACAAUGAUUCCAAGUCCUCAAAAAUCAUCUAUUUUACUCCAAAGAAUGAAUUCCAACAAUACUACUAGUUGUAAACAACCCCACCAAUCACUACAACGCCACACACCAAUACCAUGCACUGUAGAGGUACCAGAUUCCGUCGUUAAAUACCACACACAUCUUGUGGGACCCAAUCAGUGUUGCUCCGCGGCGAUCCAACGAAUCUCCGCGCUCGUAUCCACCGUAUGGUCCGUUGUCCGUCGGUUCGACAAUCCCCAAGCUUAUAAACACUUCGUCAAGAGCUGCCACCUCAUCGAUGGUGAUGGUAACGUUGGCACUCUUCGUGAAGUCCGAGUCAUCUCCGGGCUGCCAGCUGUUAACAGCACAGAAAGACUGGAAAUACUUGACGAAGAGCGCCAUGUUAUUAGUUUUAGCGUAGUCGGUGGGGACCAUCGACUCGCCAACUAUCGGUCCGUUACUACUUUACAUCCUGAACCUUCGGGUAAUGGUACUAUAGUUGUGGAGUCAUACGUUGUUGAUGUACCAAAGGAUAAUACUAAAGAUGAGACGUGUGUUUUUGUUGAUACUAUUGUGAAAUGUAACCUUCAAUCGUUAGCGCAGAUCGCUGAGAAUUCUAACAGAGGAAAGGCUCCGUGAACUAAUUGAGGUCGGUCAAUGACACUUGUGAGUUGUGAUGGAUGAUAAUAUGUAUCAAUCAAAUUCGAUGAUGUUUUUUUGGAGUACGAUUGAUCUCAAGGUUGUCAUCACUUGAUGUUGAAGAUAAGUUCGUGUUUAAAGAAAACUUGUUUUGCUACAGUGAAUUAAUUUCUGUCUAUGUUUUUUCUCCCCUUUGUUGAUAGGUUCUUUACUUCAUAGUCACUACUGUGUUUUAUAUUUUCUGUAAAAUUUUCAGCAAGGAUAUGAACACAACAUUCUCUUUCAA
Capsicum annuum is the source of this 1125-nucleotide messenger RNA. Its product is annotated as abscisic acid receptor PYL4-like. Gene Ontology annotation, biological process: abscisic acid-activated signaling pathway. The record is from RefSeq and is a predicted model, not a curated record. The coding region runs from base 207 to 839 and encodes 210 amino acids. The transcript has a single exon. Gene Ontology annotation, molecular function: signaling receptor activity; abscisic acid binding; protein phosphatase inhibitor activity. Gene Ontology annotation, cellular component: cytoplasm; nucleus. NCBI's taxonomy places the organism in Eukaryota, Viridiplantae, Streptophyta, Magnoliopsida, Solanales, Solanaceae.